AUGUCGGAGGAGGAGACUCCUGCAGCUGCUGGCAUUAUUGUAGAGGAGGAUUACAACAGCUUCUCAUCAGACGACUAUAGUAGUAAUAGCAACAGCAGCAACAGCAACAGCAGCAGUGGCGAUGCUUUUGAGGAGCAUGAUGAUCUUAGCUCAAACUCAUCAGCAGAAGAUUUGACACUCUCAUCAACAUCGUCAUCAGAUGAACUAGAUGAUGGUCAUGUUCGCGACAUCUCUGUAUAUCAGACACCAAAGCACCAGCAGCAGCCACAACAACAGCAACAACAAUAUAUGCCAUCAAGUGAUGCUACAGCUAUAACAAAAUCACCAUUACAUCGUUCAAAGUUCGACCCAAUCACUCUGGUCGAGGAAUAUUCCUCCUCUUCACUCUCAUCAUAUGCCAACAGCAAUGCCUCAUUGUCGAACGAGAACAUCUUCUCUGUCAUCAAGGAGAUCGAGGACGCCGUCAACAGCUGCAAUUUGGCCUCGGCUGAGCAGCAACAACAGCAGUCGAUCCGCCCGCGCAAGUUGUCCAUCUCACAGACUACACUCCCCGUGAUGAUUCCGGGCUCCGCUUCCAUCCCUCCCAUUGCACUGUCUGCGUCGGCGCCAUCGCUGCCGCAGAGCGUCAACGUCAACAUACCCGCUUCCAUCACCCUGACCACGACGACCACCACCACAACUACAACCACAACUACUACCACAAUGAAACUACCCAACGAACAAUGUAAUACUACCAACAAUCAAACACCAACAUCCACACCAACCAAGGGCACACCAAAGUCCAAGAACAAACUGUUGGGUCUGCUGACAAAGAACAAGGACAAGUCGCGCACUGAUACUUCUUCGCCAUCACCUAUGGCCUCACCUACACCAGCCAUCAUCCCUGCCUCCCCCUCAUCAACAUCAAUCGCCUCAGAAGACAGUGACGAGCACAAGAAGGACGACAGCAUCAAGAAGAAGAAGUGGAACUUAUCUGUAAAUAGACCAAGGAUCAAGAAGCAUCCUACUGUACAUGAGAUAGUGCUGGAUAGGACAACGAUGUCACCAUCGUCGACGUCUGACGUUGAGUCAUCACCAGUGCGUCUGUCCCCAUCCAAGAGGGGCGGCAACAGCGCAGAGAGUAUUCUGACCAGAAGCCUCAACUUUGUAACCAAUCACACCGGUGGUGGAAACAAUCACAGCAAGCGCAACGAGGUCGUCGAGAGCAAGAACAAUUUGCCACAGGUCUUCUCUACGCCAACCUCGCCACCAAUGCACGCUGAUGCAUCACCAUACCGCCUGUCAUCCUCUGUUCCCAACACAAUGGACAGUCCACUACACUUUAAUCUGCCGCGCGAUGAUCUUGGCGAGUCGAGCAGUGGCAGCAGCAGCAGCGGUGGCAUCAGUGAGGAGGAGACACCAGUUGGCGGUCGAGGCAGGAGCAAUGCCUUUUAUCUACGCGGCCCACCACCAAUGGUCAAUGGGGAGUUCAAGAUGCCGCUCUUCCAGGAGAUGGUCAACAACAACAAACUGCCAUCGUCGCCACAUCAUAUACAAACUGGCAUUCCCUCGAUGCAUCCGGUUCCGGCCGUCCUGCCCAAGGACUCAUUUUCAUUGUUUUGCAAGCCCAAUGGCUUGCUGAGUAAGUUCAAGAAGAGCCAGCACUCUGCCACGAGCAAAGCUGGCAAGAUCAUCAAGAACCACUCGUACCGCUUCACCGUCGGAUUCGCCGACACGAUUGGCAGACGACCACACAUGGAGGACGAGUCUGUCAUCUUUGGCACAUUCAGGAAUCGCGUGGACGAGGACUACUUUGCGCUGUUUGAUGGACAUGGCGGCGCCGAGUCGGCCGCCUACGCCGGCAACGAGCUGCACAAGACCCUGGCCGACAAGCUCAAGUCGUCCAACCCGGUCAAGGCACUCAAGGAGACGUUCGCAUUGGUUCACAACCAUAUCUGCAACAACAAUGUGCGCGGUGGCACCACGGCGGUGGUAGCCCUGUUCAUUGGCAAGAAGGGAUAUGUGGCCAAUGUUGGUGACUCCCGUGCCGUGCUGUGCAGGGAUGGCAUUGCCUACCGUUUGUCGCUGGACCACAAGCCCAACCUGCCAAAGGAGGAGGAGCGAAUCAGAAGUCUGGGCGGCACAGUCAUCACAACGGUCAACGCGGCCGGUGUAGAGACCAGUCGCGUCAAUGGUCAAUUGGCAGUUUCCAGGGCACUUGGAGAUGCAAUCCUUGCGCCAUAUAUAUCAUGCGAACCAGAAGUCUAUGGUCCCAUCAAUCUCGAUUCACAAAACAGGAAUCAAUUCAUGAUCCUGGCCUGUGAUGGAUUAUGGGAUGUAAUGUCAGACGAAGAAGCAAUAAGCAUUGUUGCACCAAUUUCCGAUCAAGAGAAGGCGAGCAUCAAGUUGCGAGACACAGCUUUCUCUAGAGGAAGCACGGAUAACAUCUCGGUGAUGGUGAUCAAGUUCCCAACAUUUGACAUGUAA
Acytostelium subglobosum LB1 is the source of this 2466-nucleotide messenger RNA. RefSeq lists its product as hypothetical. The transcript is spliced from 2 exons. Bases 1 to 2466 code for a protein of 821 amino acids. The record is from RefSeq and is a predicted model, not a curated record. Gene Ontology annotation, biological process: protein dephosphorylation. NCBI's taxonomy places the organism in Eukaryota, Evosea, Eumycetozoa, Acytosteliales, Acytosteliaceae. Gene Ontology annotation, molecular function: protein serine/threonine phosphatase activity; cation binding.